Messenger RNA from Symbiodinium necroappetens, 4377 nucleotides. NCBI's taxonomy places the organism in Eukaryota, Dinophyceae, Suessiales, Symbiodiniaceae. The record is from the annotation of a GenBank genome assembly.
AUGACUAGGUUCGAGUGGAGAGCACGGCUGAGUGCUUGUCUGGAUGCAGCAUGCGGCCUGUCUCAUCUGCACAACAUGACCCCGCGGGCUUUCCAUCGCGACAUCAAGGGCCCCAACAUCCUCCUAGACAAGAACGGAACUGCCAAGAUGGCCGACUUCGGCCUCUCCUGUGUGUCCGCCGGCGCCCAGCACAAAGUGCAACAGGCCAGUGGCACCGUUGGCUAUGCAUGUCCAGAGUACAUCCGGACGGGCAUCAUCACGGAAGGGAGCGAGGUGCACAGCUUCGGGAUGGUGGUUCUAGAGGUGCUCACUGGGGCCCCGCCGGCUGUGGCCAAGCCAAACACUCCGGGAGAGUUCAGCUAUCUGGUGGACCACAUUCGUGGCAGCAAGACCAAGGUGUCGCAAAUGCUGGAUUCGACCGGCAACUUCCCACAGUCUGUUUCACAGGCGAUGACGGAUGUGGCCUUCCGCUGCAUCCAGCCGGUUCCAGCGGAGCGGCCGCUCUUCAAGCUUUUGGUGGAGGAAUUGAGGGAACUGCACCUGUCUUCGGCGGCACUUGUUACCGAUGCCACGACCAAUGGAGGCUCUGCUGCUACAAAUGCACACCAGGAACAAGCUCAGGGGCUACCACGAGAGUCGCGGGAGCGUGAGAAGCCCCAGGUGCGGCGAGUGGUACUUUCAGCUGGCUUGGCCGUUCUCAGUCGCUACCGCGGAAGUGGAGUCUGGCUCCGUGGACAGAUCCUGAAGGACAACGGCAAUGGCACUUUCCAAAUCCAGUAUGAUUCAGGGGAGAUUGAGCUGAACGUUCCUUCCGCAAACCUUCGACUAGAGAGGACGGAAGUUCCAGCCACGCCUGCUGGGUGGCGUGUCGCCAGACCGGAGCUUGAGGGUCAGAGCCAGCUUGGGCAGCUCGGCCAGCUUCCUCCCCAGCCGGUCCCGCAGCCGGCCCCGCAGCCGGCCCCGCAACCGCUGCAGCCGGUCCAACCAAAUGCGGGACCUCCACCACCGCCACCGCCACCGCCCCAGGGUCGUGGUGCCGCACCUCUUCAAUGGGCAGCGCCGGCCACAGGGCAGCGGAGCGGAGCAGAUUGGAAUGGCACCAGCUCCCAGGCCAAAGGUGUGGGGCUGGGAGUCGCCCUUUGCUGGGUACCACCUGAAGCCUUUGCUGCUUUUAGGGAGAAGGAUUGGCCGACACUCGGAGUGGAUGGAGGAGAUGCAUCCGGGAACCACGAAGUCCUCGACCCCAGUGUUGUUCCGCCCUACCACUUCUGGUGCAUCUAUGCUGAGGGAGUGGACCUGGCCACGCUGACCUCCGAGCAGCGUGCUGUGCCGGGGAGCGGCAACGCGGAGUCGAUCUUCGGCAGAACGGCGCAGCCGAACACUGUCUGGGAGACACUGGUGCCCAACAGGUUCAACCACUCGACCAUCUCUCGCGAGCACCUAAAGGUGAUGGCGCGGAGCUCUUCCAAGCAUCUGGGUGUACCCCAGGUGUCCUUCGGCAUCACUUGCUUGUCUCAGAAUUCCAUCUUCUUGAACGGGCAGCACAUGGACAGAAGUUCGGGAGAGCAUCCGCUGCAACACGGGGACGUGCUGUCCCUGGCCGCUCAUCCCGUGUCGUCAGGAGACGGCCAGAAGAAAGUCUUCGUUGUUUUUCAGUUCGAGGUGCUCGGGCCGAGCCCCGCUGCCGCAGCCCUGCCUACGAUCCGGCCGAGUGAUGACUGCGAUGUGCAGGAGGAGCCGAUGCAGCUGCAACCAGCGAAAGGGCCCUUCGAUGUCCUUCACAGCCAAGAGGAACUGCAGCACCCUCCGAACGGAACGGUCGCCGGCCGAUGGCGCACCUCGGCCUCGGCGCCGGCGCCCUCGGACGCGCUCUACGCUCUCGAGGUUCACGGAGAUGAGGUCCGGGAAUGGCUGCCUGCCGAAGAGAGGCAGCUCUUCGGCUGUGAGCCUGCGUCCUCGGAGGCCUCCCCAUGGCUUCGUGUCGGCCGCUUCUACCAGAGGGGACUCUGGGAGCGCAUCCUGAGCGAUGAAGUGCUCAAAGGAGGCACUUUGUGGGGAUCCAUCAUGGCACAGGACCACUUCGAAAUUCUGGCUGUCUUCCGAGCCGCCGGAUUGGUGCUUCAGAUUGCGCGUGCCAACCUCAAGCCCACGGCCUCUGUUGUUCGGGAAGACGGUUCAGACGGUCCGCCAACAGCUGAAGGGCUUUCACCUGACCUUCAUACCACUCGUGGGGACGAGGGCCCAGAGAUGCAGUGCCUUCGCCAACUUGGCUUCCGCUCCUCUCUGAAAGUGAGGCCCGAGGCGGAGUUCGCGAGCUUCCUGGAGCCGGAGCCGGGUGAACGUCCGCAGCUCCCAGAGCUGUCAGACUCUGAGAACGAGGGAUCCGGUCACGGGAGACCAGGAGGAAGCGCUUCACUCCUGGCCCCUGCAUAUCCGCGUGCGGGGGCACUGCGGCCACCAACCGACGCAACGAGCCAAGAUGUGGCCAACCGCAGUCCGGUUGCGACAAAGCGCCUGGGUGACUGGUUGGUGCGACGCAUGUUCUGCUGCGCGGGUGCUGUCGUCUUGGUCCAAAACCUGAUGCUGCUGAAUUGGACAGCGCAGAUGCAGAUCACGACCCCGGGGCCCCCGGAGCCUUGCACCUCCGCGCCGGCUGCGGAGCCAAUCCCCCCAUCGCCCGAGACAGCUGCGACAGGCUGGAAGGAGGAAGUUGAGGAGGCGAAAGCCAUGUUGGAGUCAAAGUCGAAGCUUGUUCAAGCUUUGGAGGAGGAAGUCGCGAGCCUGAAAGCAAAGAUUGCAUCAUCUCCUCGCGUUCAGGCUCCUGUGCCCAAAGUGGCACCGAUGACCGUUGCGACCAGCAUGGACUCCAUAAGGCUUUUAGAUCCGACAAGCAGGCAGCUUGGUAGGGAGUCCUCGUUACACUCAGUCUCGCGAGAAGAGUUGCGGAUUUUCGGAAACCCAGUACCCCCCGGGGUUUCCAUGGCCGUCGGAUUCGGCAGCGUCAAGCGGAAGAAAGAUUAUGUACUGGACACGGUGAGCCUCAUGCUAGGUCUGCAGGGCGAAACCCACGUUUCUCCAGAGGAACGCAGCAGUGUGGUCAUCGUGGCUCAUUUUGCUGACUUCGACACCGCUUGGGUCAAUCAGACAGCCGGCACGCUCCAAGAGCAGUAUAAAGAGCUCAUCGCUGCUGGUCACUUUCACGCUUUGCAUGCCAAAGAAGAGUUCUAUCCGCCGCUGGACAUAUGCCCCCCGACGUGUACCUACAAGGAUAAUGCACGUCGUGUGAGAUGGCGCGCAAAGCAGAACAUCGACUAUGCCUUCUUGAUGUAUUAUGCCGCCUCCCUAGCUCCUUAUUACCUGCAACUUGAAGACGACAUAAAUUUUGCCCACAACUGGGUUUCGAAGAUAAAUGACUUCGUAACGUCGUCUUACCCACCGACUUACAAGUCGAAAGAGAAUGCCCCAUGGAGGAUGAUCGAUUUUUCGCAACUGGGAUUCAUCGGGAAAUACUUCCAGUCAAACGAGCUUACACGCCUUGCACAAUUCCUUCUCCUAUUCUAUGACCAGAUGCCAUGUGAUAUCCUGAUCAACCAAUGGAUGUUGUCCAUGACGCAAGGGAAGAAGAUAGAAUACUUCAAAAGUCACACUUCCUUGUUCCAGCACGUCGGUGUCUUCCGCACUUUGGGCGAUGGAUACCAGAUACUUCAGGACACCAAGUUUGGCAAGACACUUUGGGAUAAUCCUGCCGGCGAGCUUACGAAGAACUUAACAAUCGUGCCGACCUAUGAUGUAAAGUUUCUCUAUUUCCCAAACGGCGAACCUGCGAAGCGGAAGGACAUCUGUGACUUCUCUGCGAGCCCCAAACAGAAGACUGCCAAACGCUGCUGGUUGUGGGCUACUCAUGUCCAAGCGGGUCAGCAUGUCACCUUAACUUUUGCCAGCGCGGUGAGAGUGAAGGCCUUGCUCUUCGAGUUCGGGAGUGAUUUCUAUCCAAAGGACCUCCUUGGGAAUGGUGUGAUCCAAGUAGCCGGCGGCCAAGCGGCGCAAGGCCAAGCGGUGUUUUGCAGCAAGUUUUUGGACUUGGUUCCUGUGCGGCGAGACCGGGUGAUCUACUGGGAGGAGGGGGUGAGUGCACCUCCGAGUCUUCCCGUGAACCCUGUGAGCUGCAUCCGGAUUCUGGUUCUGCAAGCUCAGCCGGAGUGGAUCAACUUCUGGUCGAUCCAAGUCCGACGGGAGUGGGAGAACAAAGUGGGCACGCGAAUCCUCGAGCCGCGACCUGCGAAAGACAAGGAAUCGGUGGAGCCAGAUGAUCUGUUUGCUCGUACAGGUUUCCGACAAGAUAGAGUUCCACCGAACGAGGACAGUCAAUGGUACUGA